Messenger RNA from Nilaparvata lugens (brown planthopper), 4908 nucleotides. RefSeq names its product ATPase family AAA domain-containing protein 2. Gene Ontology annotation, molecular function: histone binding; chromatin binding; ATP binding. Gene Ontology annotation, cellular component: nucleus. Gene Ontology annotation, biological process: positive regulation of transcription by RNA polymerase II. The record is from RefSeq and is a predicted model, not a curated record. The transcript is spliced from 17 exons. Lineage: Eukaryota; Metazoa; Arthropoda; Insecta; Hemiptera; Delphacidae. Bases 166 to 3975 code for a protein of 1269 amino acids.
UUCAGUGUAUUUAGAAUUAUUUACAUAAAGUCUCAAUUUUUUGUUACAGUUGUAGAAGUUCGUAGCGUGCGCAGUGGUAGAAGAAUAGUUCCGCCACGCCAAUACAAUUUUGACACUAACGAUGACGAUGAUGAAGACUAUGGGAAAAGGAAAUCUUAUGCGAAAAUGAGUCCCAAUCGUGUAACAAAACGUAAUGUUCUUGCUGCCCGCAAUAACAUCACUGUAAACGAAGAGAGGGAAAAUAAAGUAGUUACUACUGAAUGCCGAGAAACAGUACUCGCAACACCGAGGAGAAAUUUGAGGAGGAAUUAUCAACGGAAUAAAACACAGGAGAAAAAUUUCAAUAAUAUAAGAAGAAGUUCCAGAAAAAGAAAACUCAAGUACGAGAAUUACAGUGACAGUUGGAUUGUUGGUGCGCAGGCAUUAAUCGGCUAUCCAAUGUAUGGAAACUCAUAUUCCAUGAAAGAGGGUAAAAACAAUUACGACGGUGACGAAGAGGAAGAGACAUUUGAUGACGAGGAGGAAGAAUUGGAGGAAAAUAGAAAUGAGGUGGAAGGAAAUGAAGUUGUGUCGGACAAACAGGCAGAAGAAGUGAAUGAACAGAUUGAUGAUGAGCAAGUGAAUGGAGACGACUGUGCAGAUAAUUCAGAGAAGCCAGUGGAAAAUGGCGUAGUUGAAGAGCCGUCUAAAGAGGAGGGAAGCCGUAGCCAAAGAUUGCGACGUGCAUGUCGGGACAAGAUUACACCGAACACAACAAACGGGCGACCGAGACGAGGCCGCAAUGGCGCCGCCAAUUCCAAUGCUAAAACUAGGAAACAGAAGAGGAAGAGAAGAGGCAACGGAAACACCUCCUCUUCGGAGAGCAAUUACGAAGCUCCGGUUGCUGCUAAUUCGGGUGUGACCUACUGUCUGAGAAAGACUCGAGGCCAAGUAGAUAGGUUUAAUGUAGCCGGACCGCUGAGUUCACGCAGGAGGCGGCAUCGUAGUGUUACCGAGUCGGAGACUUCAGCCGACUCAGAGGAUGAAGCAGUCGAUAAAGCCCGUCGCGGCAAGCGGAAAAGCAUCCUUCAUAACGUUGGGACGGAAAAAUUCGGUCGUCUAGGUGACCUCGACCCGGUAUCAUUGGAUACGGAUAUAAAAUUCACCGAAGUUGGAGGCCUAGAGGAACACGUUCAAUGCUUGAAAGAAAUGGUGAUUUUUCCCAUGAAGUACUCGGAAUUAUUUACGAGAUUCCAUAUAACAUUGCCGAAAGGAGUUCUCUUCCACGGCCCGCCUGGUACUGGUAAGACGCUGUUAGCUCGUGCUCUAGCCAAUGAGUGCAGCUCGGGUCAGCAGAAAGUGGCAUUCUUCAUGCGCAAAGGAGCCGACGUGAUGUCAAAGUGGGUUGGCGAAUCAGAGCGCCAGCUACGUCUGUUGUUCGAGCAAGCACGUCAGAGUAGACCUUCUAUCAUAUUUUUCGAUGAGAUUGACGGUUUGGCUCCCGUAAGAUCGACAAAACAGGAUCAAGUACAUGCCAGCAUUGUGUCCACAUUGUUAGCGCUGAUGGACGGUCUUGAUAACCGUGGCGAUAUCAUCGUUAUCGGGGCCACUAAUCGGAUUGACGCAAUAGACCCUGCCCUGCGCCGUCCCGGACGUUUCGAUCGAGAACUGUUGUUCCCACUGCCCUCCAGCCAGCAGCGCGGUGAAAUCCUCAAGAUCCACACCGGCAAAUGGGAGAGCCAACCAUCCGAAGCGGACAUUCUAAAAAUGGCCGAACUUUCCAACGGCUAUUGCGGCGCGGAUCUGCGCGGACUCUGUGCGGAGGCUGUCAUGGCCGCUCUCAGGAGACGGUAUCCGCAGAUCUACAAAACAAACGACACACUCCUCAUCAACCCUGACAAUGUCAAGGUUGAAUGGGGCGAUUUCGCCGAGGCAUCCAAAAAAUUAGUACCAUCAACUCACCGCAGUACGCCGGCUGUUGCCCAAAGGCUCCCUCUCUUUCUUGAGCCGCUCUUCAAGCACACGUUGUCUGAGCUCAACGCACAUCUACGUGCCGCCUUCCCCAGCGGCUACUGCAAACAACAAAAUGCAUGCAAGCAAAUGGUCAAGGCUCCACGUUUGCUCUUAAUUGGGCAAAAUAAAGAGGCGACAUUAUUGGCGUCUGCUCUUCUUUGCAACAUGGAGAGCUGCCCUGUUCAUGUUUUUGAUGUUACAACGAUGUAUACGAGAGGGGGCAUCUCGCCGGAAGAGGCGUGUGUGAUGAUUUUUAAUGAAGCGCGGCGAACAGUACCAUCUGUUAUCUACAUGCCUUGUGUAGAUAACUGGUGGGACACUCUCGCCAGCACCCUCCAGGCGCUCAUUAUUUUAACGCUCAAUACCAUCGACCCAUGCCUUCCUAUUUUGCUCAUGGCUACUACUCAAACAACCGUAACAAGCCAGCUGGAACGUAUAUUCAGUUCAUAUCGAAAGGAAAUCUACCGGGUACCGUAUCCUACCGAUGCGCAACGAAAACAAUUCUUCCAGCCAUUGAUUAUCGCCCGCUCACUACGACCAAUCCCCAAAAACAAGUCAGUCGAGGAGGAGCUGGAGGAGCUUCCCAGGGCACCUACCCCCCCUCCUCCCAAGCGCACUGCUGAUGAGUUGCGGAAAAUCAUUCGUCAAGAGGAUACCAUCCUUCGAGACCUUCGAUAUGCCUUACGUAUAAUCUGUGAGAAAAUCGCAAGAGAAAAGACGUUCUUUUUAUUCGUGAAACCCGUGGAUGAGCAUAUAGUAACUGAUUACAGAAAACAUGUACACCAACCUAUGUAUAUAGAAAAGGUUAUGCUGAAAAUCAACAAUCAUGAAUACUCAUGUCUCAGUGAUUUUGUCGAAGACAUGAAAUUAAUUGUUGAUAAUGCACUGCGAUAUAAUCCAGAUAAGACGGAGGAGGGCAAAGCGAUUAGGCACCGAGCUUGUAUGUUGCAUGAUAAGUAUCACCAACUCAUAACAGAACAUGUUAGCCUAGAAAUGGAAAUGGCAUGUAAAAAGGUUGUCAAAGAUCGGCUUCUCCGUGAAAGGUACCCAGACCAUUUACCACACGAUUUCGAUUUGCAAAAAGCCAUACAACCCAUACCGGGAGCAACCUUGCUGGAAGAAGACAACAACAGUACUCUGCCAUUGAGUGAGAACGAAGAACCUGUAAACAAAUUGUUGAAUAAAACUGCAGAUUCCGUGUUGAAUUCUUCAACUAGCAGAGCAAGCCAACGAAAACGAAGGAGAAAAUCGGCCUGGCAGCAUGGCCGUAUCAAAAAACAAGCAACCAACAAAAUAAAUUCACAAAGACACGAAUUAAAUGUUAACAAUCACGAGAAAUUUAAGACUGACUCUAAUUCGACUGGUAAAGCCGAAUCGCCAUCUUCUGCCUCUAAGAGCGGCUUUGAAUCCAAGCAAUCGAAGGUGGUGUUAGUGAGACUGCCUUCACCAAUCCGUCACAGCACUCCCGUUCGUAGGAGGAAACGCACAGCUGAACCAGAAGUAGCUGUACCCAGUACAUCGUAUGCAGCCAUGAAUGGUGAUGUGCAUUCAGAUGACGAGAUGGAGAUCGACGGUGAACCGGUCACCAUAACCAAACAAUUGCAAAAGAAUAAUGACAAAGACGAUGAAGAUUUAUGGCUUGACCAUAGCUUCAACAUAUCAACAGUUGAUUCACUCGAAAACAAUGAUGAAACAGGGGCGUGCAAUAAGGUGGUCAUCAACCGCCAAGCUCUAGAACAAGUUCUGCAAGAAGUGGUGAGAGUGACAAGGAGGAAGACUUCCCUGGAGCUCAUCCUCGAUCUGUAUGCGACUCUCAGAUGUAUUAUCAACAAGCAUCUGGGCACCAAUCAACGUCAAGCACUGCCAGCGGAAAUGGAGAGUGAAAUCAAACGGUUUGCAGUAGAGACUCAGGAAAACAAUGAGACAUCCAGCCAGUAUCCAGUCACCUCAAUUCGCAACACGCGGAAAAACCACACCUUUUAGGACUUAACUUAAAGAUCAUACAUUAACUGCUGUCAAUCCCUGAAUUCAAUCCUCAUAUUCAUUUUAUUCAAAAUGCUUCCCUGAAGCAAUUAGAAUAUUGAAAUCCUUUUCAGUAUGUACAUGAAGUACAUACAGAGUGAGUCAUAUCUAUGGGAACCCCUCAAUAAAUUGGAGACUGUUGUAGAUAUAAUACUGUAACUCGCAGGAUAAGUUAUUGGUCGAAUACUCUACCUUUUGAAGUACAACUGAAUUCCAACUCCCCAUAAUGUGGUUGUUAGGGGCUGUAAGUCGAAUAUUUAUAUGUAAACACUCAUUGUGUGGUACAUAAUUUUAAAGGCCUUUUUAAAUCAAGAAAGUUGAAAUCAAUGAAAAUGUUCUAUGAUACUUUCAUCCAUAAUGGCGACUGAUUAAAGUUUUAGUUUUUAAAGGAAUAGUUGAUAAAGUUCAAUCAGCCGCCAUUUUGGAUGAAAGUAUCAUAGAACAUUUUUAUUGAUGUCAUCUUUCUCGUUUUGAAAAUGCCUUUAAAAUUAUGUAUCACACAAUGGGUGUUUACCUUUAAAAUAUUUGAGUUACAACCCCUCAUUUUUUUAAAAACUAAAACUUCAAUCAGCCGCCAUUUUGGAUACAAGUAUCAUAGAACAUUUUUAUCGAAGCCAUCUUCCUUUUUUAAAAAUGCCUUUAAAAUUAUGUACUACAUAAUGGGUGUUAACAUUUAAAAUAUUCGAGUUACAACCACUAAGUCACCCCCUUAUUAGGGGUUGAAGUUCAGUUGUACGUCAAAAGGUAGAGUAUUCGACCAAUAACUUAUCCUGAAAGUAACAGUAUUAUAUCUACAGUAGUCUCCAACUUAUUGAAGGGUUCGCAUGCAUAUGACUCACUCUGUAUAUAAAAUAAGCUUCUUGUAUGAUUUAUUGUACUUUUUGUGAUAAGCUU